AUGGCGGCAGCAUCGAGAACUACUCUGCUACGGCAGACGCAGCUUUUCACCUCUUCUCCGAGUCGACUGCUGUCCUCCACAACUCAACCUCUUCGCAUCCUCCGAUCGGCUCCGUCCACAUCAUCGCGGCUGUUGCUCUUGCCGAAAUGGUCAGCUGUCUCUCGAGCAGCAGCUUUCUCGACGACUACGAAAAAACAGAUCCUCCCUGCUGGUCCUCAAGUAAUCAGCGGUACAGUCAAUGACCCGGCGCCAGUCCCGAAGCCAGAUCCUCUCCACGGCAGCUAUCACUGGACAUUUGAACGCUUGCUCUCUGUCGGCUUGGUACCGUUGACCAUUGCUCCCUUCGCUGCUGGCUCAGUGAGCCCAGCAUUGGAUGCAGCCCUUAUCUUCUCCAUCAUUGUGCACUCACAUAUGGGUUUUCAAUCAAUUAUCAUUGAUUACAUUCCCAUCCAUAAACACCCGACCCUGAGGAAGACCUUCAUGUGGCUGUUGAACCUGGCCACUGUCGUCGUUGCGAUUGGCUUCUACGAAUUCGAGACGAAUGAUGUUGGUGUUGCCGAGGCAGUCAAGAGAAUCUGGCAUGCUGGGAAGAACGAUGCAACCAUUGGCAAAACAGAUGUGUCUGCACUCGGCCAUGACGGAAAGCUGAAGAACCUGAAAUAG
Messenger RNA from Capronia coronata CBS 617.96, 663 nucleotides. RefSeq names its product succinate dehydrogenase (ubiquinone) membrane anchor subunit. The transcript has 2 exons. Gene Ontology annotation, molecular function: ubiquinone binding; heme binding. Gene Ontology annotation, cellular component: membrane; mitochondrial envelope. Gene Ontology annotation, biological process: mitochondrial electron transport, succinate to ubiquinone; tricarboxylic acid cycle. Lineage: Eukaryota; Fungi; Ascomycota; Eurotiomycetes; Chaetothyriales; Herpotrichiellaceae. The coding region runs from base 1 to 663 and encodes 220 amino acids. The record is from RefSeq and is a predicted model, not a curated record.